Brassica napus (rape) is the source of this 824-nucleotide messenger RNA. Its product is annotated as glycine-rich protein A3. The record is from RefSeq and is a predicted model, not a curated record. Bases 168 to 671 code for a protein of 167 amino acids. Lineage: Eukaryota; Viridiplantae; Streptophyta; Magnoliopsida; Brassicales; Brassicaceae. The transcript is spliced from 3 exons.
UCAAAUCAAUAGCCAAGAGCUCUUUCCGCUACAUAUAUACGUUUGUGUAUCUAAAUGUUAUAGACUAUAUAAUUACAUCUUACCAAAUCUUGUAUUAUCGUUUUUCAUAUAAAUCUUCUUAUCUUUCUGCCUCUUGAUUUCAAAUCAGAUCUUUAUGUUAUUAUAGAAUGGGUAAAGACAAGCAUCACGAACAAGACAAAGGAUUCUUUUCACAUCAUAAUCAUCCCGGCCAUGGGUAUCCACCGGGAGCUUAUCCUCCUCCUCCGCCGGGAGCUUAUCCACCACCGCAUGGUUACCCUCAGCAAGGGUACCCUCCACAGGGUUACCCUCCGCAGGGCUAUCCACCUGCAGCUUAUCCACCUCCUCCUGGUGCUUAUCCUCCCGCCGGUUACCCUGGUCCUCACCGUCCAGGUCUUGGAGGAGGAGUCGGGGGAUUGAUAGCUGGAGCGGCAACAGCUGCGGCGGCUGCAAUGGGAAGUCACCACGCGGGCCAUCAUGGUGGUUAUGGCCACCAUCACGGUGGUAAGUACAAGAAAGGGUUUUUCGGUGGAGGAAAGUACAAGCGAGGAAAGCACAGCAUGUUUGGAGGGAAGCAUAAGCGUGGCAAGCACGGCAUGUUUGGAGGCAAACGAGGCAAGCAUGGCAUGUUCGGACGAAGAAAGUGGAAAUGAUCAUAUGAAUAUGAUAUUUCGCGAUCUCUAUGAUUUCUCUAUAUAUUAUCGUAUGUAACAACUUGAUAUUAAGCUUAAUAUAUAUGCGUGUGUGUUAUCUGUUUUUAAUGUAUCUUUAUAUAUCUAUGAAAGAGUGGCAUUAAUUUGGUUCGA